AUGAUGAGAUGCCUCACUGUCACCGUCAUCAUUUUUCUGUUUCUUUUUUUGUCUGUGGUGCAAAAUUGUAAGUCUGAAACAAGUAAAUCAGGAGAUUAUAUCAUAUACAUGGGAGCAGCAUCUUCUGAUGGCUCAACAGACAAUGACCAUGUUGAACUUCUGAGCUCAAUGUUCAAGCGGAGCGGCAAGACCCCUAUGCACAUAUACAAACAUGGUUUCUCUGGAUUUGCAGCCCAUUUAUCAGAAGAUGAAGCACACCUCAUGGCUAAGCAACCGGGAGUAGUAUCUGUCUUCCCUGAUCAGAUGUUAGAGCUCCACACAACUCGUUCAUGGGAUUUCCUGGUGCAAGAAAGUUAUCAAAGAGAGACUUACUUCACUGAAAUGAACAAUCAACAAGAAUUCGAUGUGCAUGAAGGAGACACCAUUAUCGGUUUCAUUGAUUCAGGAAUCUGGCCCGAGGCACAGAGCUUUGAUGACAGGCACAUAGGUCCAGUUCCAGAGAGAUGGAAGGGAACUUGUAUGAGAGGGAAGAAGACACAACCUGGUUCUUUCCAUUGCAACAGAAAACUAAUAGGAGCAAGGUAUUACAAUUCGUCAUACUUCUUAGACCCCGAUUAUGAGACACCACGAGACUUUUUGGGGCAUGGGACACAUGUGGCAUCAAUAGCAGCGGGGCAAAUAAUCUCUGAUGCAUCCUACUAUGGCUUGGCAAGUGGAAUUAUGAGAGGAGGUUCAACAAAUUCAAGAAUAGCUAUGUACAGAGCGUGCUCAGUCCUUGGCUGUCGUGGCUCUAGCAUACUAGCUGCAUUUGAUGAUGCAAUCGCAGAUGGAGUUGAUGUCAUAUCAAUAUCAAUGGGCUUAUGGCCAGACAAUUUACUUGAAGACCCGCUUGCCAUCGGGUCAUUUCAUGCCGUGGAAAGAGGGAUAACUGUCGUUUGUUCUGCAGGAAAUUCUGGCCCAUCGAGUCAAAGUGUGGUCAAUGCUGCUCCAUGGAUGAUCACUGUUGCUGCCAGCUCUAUUGACCGUGGCUUUGAGUCCAACAUUCUUCUGGGAGGAAAUUCAAGCAAAUUAAUCAAGGGGUUUGGAAUAAAUAUUGCUAAUAUAGAUAGUACCCAUGCUAACCCACUUAUACACGCACGAUUAGCCAAGAAGAUAGAUGCUAAUGAGGAAGCUGCUAGGAACUGCGCACCUGAUACAAUGAACCAAACCAUUGUUCAGGGAAAGAUUGUUGUGUGCGACAAUGAUCUUGGUGACCAGGUGAUUCAGUGGAAAAGCGAAGAGGUUAAGAGACUUGGAGGGGCUGUAAUGAUAAUUAUUGACGACGAGACACUGGAUCUGUCUUUUAUUGAUCCCUCAUUUCUGGUGACAAUAAUAAAACCAGAGGACGGGAUACAAAUAAAGUCCUACAUAAAUUCAACAAGAGAACCAAUUGCAACGAUCAUGCCUACAAGAUCACGAACAGGACAUAUGUUAGCACCAUCCAUACCAUCCUUCUCAUCAAGAGGACCUUACUUGCUUACCAGAAGCAUCCUCAAGCCUGAUAUUGUAGCGCCUGGGGUCAACAUACUGGCCUCGUGGUUAGUAGGUGACUUAAAUGCUGCACCAGAAGGAAAGCCACCACCACUCGUCAACAUUGAAUCAGGGACUUCAAUGUCAUGCCCCCAUGUCUCCGGUAUUGCUGCUCGACUCAAAUCCAGAUACCCUUUAUGGAGUCCUGCAGCAAUCAGAUCCGCCAUCAUGACAACAGCUGUGCAAAUGACCAACUUAGGAACCCAUAUAACAACAGAGGCAGGGGCCAAGGCCACACCUUAUGACUUUGGUGCUGGACAGGUCACUAUAUUUGGACCUUCGUCCCCUGGACUGGUUUAUGAAACCAAUCACAUGGAUUACCUGAACUUUCUCUGCUACUUUGGGUACACUACAGACCAGAUCAGAAAGAUCUCAAAGCGAAUACCAAAUGGUUAUGCAUGUCCUGAACAAAGCAGCAGGGAAGACAUAUCUAACAUCAACUACCCAUCAAUCUCAAUAUCGAACUUCAAUGGACAAGAAAGUAGAAGGGUAAGGAGAACAGUGACAAAUGUAGCAUCACGACUCAUUGGAGAUGAAGAUACUAUCUACACUGUGAGCAUCGAUUCACCAGAAGGGUUACUAGUCAGAGUUAUACCAAGAAGACUACAUUUUAGGAAGAUAGGAGAUAAACUUAACUACCAAGUGAUAUUUUCAUCUACUACAUCCUCCACACUCAAGGAAGAUGCAUUUGGAUCAGUCACAUGGUCUAACGGAAUGUUCAGCGUGCGUAGUCCAUUCGUUGUAAGCAGCAAAGGCGACGAUAGCAGCAAAGAUUAA
Messenger RNA from Capsella rubella, 2346 nucleotides. RefSeq names its product subtilisin-like protease SBT5.1. The record is from RefSeq and is a predicted model, not a curated record. The coding region runs from base 1 to 2346 and encodes 781 amino acids. Gene Ontology annotation, biological process: proteolysis. NCBI's taxonomy places the organism in Eukaryota, Viridiplantae, Streptophyta, Magnoliopsida, Brassicales, Brassicaceae. The transcript has 9 exons. Gene Ontology annotation, molecular function: serine-type endopeptidase activity.